AUGGAGCCCCGGGUCUGCUUAAGCGCCUUGUGCUUACUCUUCAGUCUGGCUUCAGUUCUAGGCUUCGGCGUAGACCCCUCUGUGCAGAUCGACGUGCUGACCGAGUUACAGCUGGGAGACUCUGUGGCUGGAGUCUUGCAAGUGCAAGGACUGCACAACGGGAGCAAAGCUUUCUUCUUCCAAGGUACUUCAAGAAGUGUAAAAGCAUCUCCUGAGAAAGCUGAACUUUUUUCCCAGAAGCUAAGGAAUAAACAUGAAUUCACAGUUUUGGUGACACUCAAACAAGCUCGUUUAAAUUCAGGAGUUAUUUUUUCUUUUCACCACUUUGAUCAUAGGUACUUGGAACUAGAAAGCAGUGGUCAUAGAAAUGAAAUCAGAUUGCACUAUCGGUCAGGAAGCCAUCGGUCACACACAGAAGUGUUUCCUUACAUUUUGGCAGAUGACAGGUGGCACCGGCUGUCAUUAGCAAUCAGUGCCUCACACUUGAUUUUGCAUGUGGAUUGCAAUAAAAUUUAUGAGAGGGUAGUGGAAAAACCCUAUAUGGCAUUGCCGGUUGGCACAGCAUUUUGGCUGGGACAAAGGAACAGUGCACAUGGUUACUUUAAGGGCAUAAUGCAAGAUGUGCAAUUACUUGUCAUGCCUCAAGGAUUUAUUUCUCAGUGCCCAGAUCUUAAUCGCACAUGCCCAACCUGUAAUGAUUUCCAUGGACUUGUGCAGAAAAUAAUGGAGCUGCAGGAUAUUUUAGCCAAAACCUCUGCCAAGCUGUCGCGAGCUGAGCAGAGGAUGAAUAGAUUGGAUCAGUGUUAUUGCGAAAGAACCUGCACUAUGAAAGGCAUAACCUACAGAGAAUUUGAAUCUUGGACAGAUGGCUGUAAGAACUGCACUUGCUUGAAUGGUUCUAUCCAAUGUGAAGCACUGAUUUGUCCACUUACUGAUUGUCCACCUAAUUCUGCUCCUACAUAUGUUGAUGGCAAGUGUUGUAAGGAAUGUCAAGCCACGUGUGUGUUUGAAGGUAAAACCUACUUUGAAGGUGAAAAAGAAACUGUACAUUCAAACUCAGGGGACUGUAUUCUGUUUGAAUGCAAGGACCACAAAAUGCAACGUGUAGUGAAGUCAGAUUGUCCUACCUUGAACUGUCUUGAAUCUCAGCAAAUCUCCUUAUCUAAUAGUUGCUGCAAAGUUUGUAAAGGCCACAACUUUUGCUCUGAAGGACACAAGUGCUUGGAGAAUUCAUUCUGCAGGAACCUCAAUGAUAGGGCUGUCUGUAGCUGCCGAGAUGGUUUCCGAGCCCUUCGAGAGGACAAUGCAUAUUGUGAAGAUAUUGAUGAGUGUGCUGAAGGAAGGCAUUACUGUCGGGAGAAUACCAUGUGUGUAAACACACCAGGAUCAUUUAUGUGCAUCUGCAAAACAGGUUACAUCAGGAUUGAUGACUACUCAUGUACAGAGCAUGAUGAAUGCCUCACAAACCAACACAACUGUGAUGAAAAUGCACUGUGUUUCAACACUGUGGGAGGGCAUAACUGUGUCUGUAAACCAGGUUAUACAGGAAAUGGCACCGUGUGCAAAGCAUUCUGCAAAGAUGGUUGUAGAAAUGGGGGAGCCUGUAUUGCUUCAAAUGUCUGCGCCUGUCCACAGGGGUUCACUGGCCCAAGCUGUGAAACUG
Molecule: messenger RNA, 1663 nt
Organism: Gekko japonicus
Lineage: Eukaryota; Metazoa; Chordata; Lepidosauria; Squamata; Gekkonidae
Gene: NELL2
Product: neural EGFL like 2
Exons: 15
Molecular function (GO): calcium ion binding; protein binding
Source: RefSeq, a predicted model, not a curated record